Molecule: messenger RNA, 1081 nt
Organism: Drosophila nasuta
Lineage: Eukaryota; Metazoa; Arthropoda; Insecta; Diptera; Drosophilidae
Exons: 1
Coding region: 125-856 (243 amino acids)
Source: RefSeq, a predicted model, not a curated record
ACUUAAUGAUUUAGAAGAGGUUCAACUUUUCGGAAUUAAAAAUUUACUCUCAAAAUUCCUUGUUUAUAAAUUUUGGGUUUUCUCUUCUUUUUGGUUUUUAUUUAAAUUUUUAUAAAUCAUAAAAAUGCUUGGAUUAAGCUCGGUCUUAAGACGUUUUGCGAUAUUGGGUCAAGUGAAUAAGCUUCAGCUCGCGACUACACUACGUUUCAAGUCAAAGAAAUGUAAGAAGGGCAAUGUUGAGAAAGAAAAGUGCAAGCAGGGUAAAUUCUCUGAAUUCCCAUGUGGACGACCAGAAAAUUUGCUAGUACGCCAGCCCAAGGUGAACGAGGCUAAGAUGACAAAGCCGCCAUCGAUCUGGCUUAAUCCAUUCUGCGAUGAGGAUGCACCCUAUUGUCCAUUUAAUCCGCGCUUCGACGACAUCUACUAUGUGGAAUCGGACAAGGCCAAGCGAAAGUAUUGGCAGACCUGGGUCGCCUGUCCGCCCAUGCAGAUCAAGAAAAAGAAGAUUUGUUGCUUUGAGAAUAUCAAGGCUGCUCCUUUGAGACGUCGCACACGUAACAAGCCAAAAACUGCCUGCCCACAGCCAGUUGACUGCACGGUUAAGGAGAAGUUGGAUUGUCCACGUUUCAAAAGACGCUGCCACAGAGCUGGGCGCAAUCCGCCAGACUGUGUGAAGACAAAGAGACCACUGAUCUGCAGCAAGCCGUUGACACCUUAUCCCGCCUUCUCUGAAUGUGUUCGCAUGAAGCCAAAUGCUUUGCCAUUGAGCGAAUGCAUUUGCUGGAAGAAACCGAUGGUUUGUGAGGCCUGGGCAGAGUGGCGACGUCGCUCCAUGAGGAAGAUGAGGAAGGUUUAGACCAUCGUGGAUGCAUUGUUGAUGCCCAACAAUGGUAUUGCUGACACAGCCAAGCCCAGGAAGGGAUCGCGCUAUAUUGUGCAUCAUUAAGUUAAAAUGCUUCCGCCUGUGUCGGAGGUUUCCUAGUUUUGCUUGGCAAUGACACACCCUCUUAAAAAAACAAACAUGACGCCAUUUCUUUUAAAGUUGUUACAUAAUAUAUUUUCUUUACUUUUUGGAUUGUCA